This is a messenger RNA of Sparassis crispa, 1227 nucleotides long. RefSeq names its product DUF647-domain-containing protein. Bases 1 to 1227 code for a protein of 408 amino acids. The record is from RefSeq and is a predicted model, not a curated record. The transcript has 5 exons. NCBI's taxonomy places the organism in Eukaryota, Fungi, Basidiomycota, Agaricomycetes, Polyporales, Sparassidaceae.
AUGUUCCUUCCCAUCAACUACCCCCAGUCUGUGCAUCGGUCCUACCUCCCAUUCCACGUCCUCCAAUUUUUUGAGACGGUUUUUGGGACUGUCGUAUCUGUACUAUGCAAUCAGGCGCUCCUCACUUCUGUCGGCGUCAGCGCAGAAGGCAGCGUAUUUGGUGCCGUCGCCGUACAAUGGAUCAUCAAAGACGGUGCUGGAGAAGUCGCGAAGCUCUUCUUCAUCCGCAAGUUUGCGCCGUACUUUGACAGCCACCCGAAGACGUUCACACUCUUUGGAGAAUGUAUUGUUGCGGCGGGCAGUGGGCUCCAGAUUGCCACAUUGCUGGUCAAUCCAUCACCAGGGAAUUUCUUGCUUUGUGCAGCGGGUGGAAAUGUGUUCAAAUUGAUUGGUUACGCAAUCUGGUUCACAACCCACAUCAAAUUUAUGCGUUACUUCGCGCAAUACGGUAACACUGGCGAUGUUGCCGCCAAGGACGAGUCGCAGGCCUCGAUCGCACAGCUGACUGGUUAUGCAGCAGGUAUCGGAUUGCUGACGGUUUCGCACUCCGCACCAUACCUAUACUCCCUCUUUUUCCUCGUCGUUCCUGCGCACAUCGUGAUGACGACGUGCAUGAUGCGCGUGGCGACGUUCGAGUUGCUCACAUUACCGAGGCUGGCCAUCCUCACAAACCAGUUUACUCGCGACGAGAAGCCCAUGGAUCUUUUGUCUCUGAAUCAAAUAGAAGAGAUGCGUGGGACAGGUCUCUUCGGCGAGUUCUACAAGACAAAAGAGCAAAAGUAUCUAUUCCUUGCACCAAGAGUUGCGGAUGUAAUCAAAGACGAAGCUGACGGUGCGAGAUGGGUAGUCUGCACUGAUGUAUUUAUGGACGAGAAAUAUCUUUUAUAUCCCUCACCGGCGCCCCGCACCGGUUCCAUAUGCGUAUUUUACCACCCAGACGCAACAUCGGACGACAUGAUGCGAUCCGUGCUGCAUGCCGCUCGCCUACGUCGCACGCUGCUGUCCGACGACUCUUCUGCCUCGCGCACACCAGCACCCGACUCGUGCCUCGAUGCUUUGCACGUCGCGUUAUCGGAUUCGGCGGCAUGGACAAGACGAAACUUCGGCUCCUUCAAACAAACGUUGGAAGCGAAGGGAUGGCGCACGGAUGAGAUGGGAUUCGCCGACCACGGACACAGGGUUCUGUGGGGACCCGAGACGGAGAGGGGUGUCGGAGAUGAUCCUUAG